Tyto alba (common barn owl) is the source of this 6967-nucleotide messenger RNA. It is a transcript of the gene ESR1, whose product is annotated as estrogen receptor 1. The transcript is spliced from 8 exons. Bases 203 to 1969 code for a protein of 588 amino acids. Gene Ontology annotation, molecular function: zinc ion binding; nuclear estrogen receptor activity; sequence-specific DNA binding. The record is from RefSeq and is a predicted model, not a curated record. Gene Ontology annotation, cellular component: nucleus. Gene Ontology annotation, biological process: steroid hormone receptor signaling pathway; regulation of DNA-templated transcription. Lineage: Eukaryota; Metazoa; Chordata; Aves; Strigiformes; Tytonidae.
UUUUCAGUGCUCACUCUGCAUUUGUUUGUACCCUCCUCCUUGCCGAGAUUAGAGGAAUACCUGUGCAGUGCUGCUUUAUUAUGAUUUCUGCUGAGACUCAGAAUAGGUUCUGGUAUUUUUUUUAGGUGGACUGCCAGCUGCCGAUCUCGCUGUUGACAGUAAAAGUAGAUAUGUUCCUUGCUCACUGACAUUAGUGCUGACCAUGACCCUUCACACCAAAACCACUGGAGUUACCCUGCUGCACCAGAUUCAAGGCACUGAACUGGAGACACUGAGCAGACCUCAGCUGAAGAUUCCCCUGGAAAGAUCACUCAGCGACAUGUAUGUGGAGAGCAACAAGACAGGAGUUUUUAACUACCCAGAAGGAGCCACUUACGAUUUUGGCACUACGGCUCCAGUGUACAGCUCUACUACUCUCAGUUAUGCCCCUACUUCUGAAUCUUUUGGGUCCAGCAGUCUGGCAGGAUUUCACUCACUGAACAAUGUCCCACCAAGCCCCGUGGUGUUCUUGCAAACGGCGCCCCAGCUCUCACCUUUCAUCCAUCACCACAGCCAACAGGUACCCUAUUACCUUGAGAAUGAACAGGGCAGCUUUGGGAUGAGGGAAGCUGCUCCUCCAGCCUUCUACAGGCCCAGCUCUGAUAACAGACGUCACAGCAUCCGGGAGAGGAUGUCCAGUAGCAAUGAGAAAGGGAGCCUGUCCAUGGAGUCCACCAAGGAGACCCGAUACUGUGCUGUCUGCAAUGACUAUGCUUCAGGCUACCAUUAUGGGGUCUGGUCUUGUGAGGGCUGCAAAGCUUUUUUCAAAAGGAGUAUUCAAGGGCACAAUGACUACAUGUGUCCUGCUACUAACCAGUGCACCAUCGACAAGAACAGAAGAAAGAGUUGCCAGGCUUGCCGACUAAGAAAAUGUUAUGAAGUGGGAAUGAUGAAAGGUGGAAUCCGGAAAGACCGCAGAGGUGGGCGAAUGAUGAAACAAAAACGUCAGAGAGAGGAGCAGGAUUCCAGGAAUGGGGAGGCUUCUUCUACAGAGCUGCGAGCUCCCACCCUUUGGACAAGUCCACUGGUGGUGAAACAUAACAAGAAGAACAGUCCAGCCCUGUCCUUGACGGCAGAACAGAUGGUUAGUGCCUUGCUGGAAGCUGAGCCACCCAUAGUUUAUUCAGAAUAUGACCCAAAUAGACCAUUCAACGAAGCCUCUAUGAUGACCCUGUUGACCAACCUUGCAGACAGAGAAUUAGUGCACAUGAUCAACUGGGCAAAGAGAGUUCCAGGGUUUGUGGAUUUAACACUCCAUGAUCAGGUCCAUCUACUGGAAUGUGCCUGGUUAGAGAUACUGAUGAUUGGCUUAGUCUGGCGCUCCAUGGAACACCCAGGAAAGCUUUUAUUUGCACCUAACCUAUUACUGGACAGGAAUCAAGGGAAAUGUGUAGAGGGCAUGGUGGAAAUCUUUGACAUGCUGCUGGCUACUGCUGCUCGAUUUCGCAUGAUGAACCUUCAAGGGGAGGAAUUUGUGUGCCUUAAGUCCAUCAUCUUGCUCAAUUCUGGUGUGUACACUUUUCUUUCCAGCACCUUGAAAUCUCUGGAAGAGAGAGACUAUAUUCACCGUAUUCUGGACAAAAUCACAGACACUCUGAUACACUUAAUGGCUAAGUCGGGCCUCUCUCUGCAGCAGCAACACAGACGACUGGCUCAGCUCCUCCUCAUCCUCUCUCACAUCAGGCACAUGAGCAACAAAGGAAUGGAGCACCUGUACAAUAUGAAGUGUAAAAAUGUAGUCCCACUCUAUGACCUCUUGCUGGAGAUGCUGGACGCUCAUCGGCUGCAUGCCCCAGCAGCCAGGAGUGCUGCUGCACCGAUGGAAGAGGAGAACCGGAGCCAGCUGACAACUGCAUCAGCUUCAUCUCAUUCCUUGCAGUCUUUUUAUAUAAAUGGCAAAGAAGAGGACAAUAUGCAGAAUACAAUAUAAACAGAAGUCAGCAUAUAUCAUGGUAUGAGAAACCCAGCAGCAUACUACCUAGAUCAUGCUUCAUUUUGUCUAUAGUGCCAGCUAUGUAAACACUCCAGUGACAACAGUCACCUGCAUUUUCCAUUUGAGUGUUUGUCAAGUGCUUGCCUAAAUUGAUUGCUUAUCCUAAAUGGAAGACAUUUCAUUGCUAUGGACAGCCAGCAAGGAUUGUGAGGCUAACUUGAUUUUAAAUCUGCAGCAUUUUUAUUUAAUUUUGCAUGUAAAUUAAGUCCCAAUCUAAACCAAACAUUAAUUUUACUGUGAAUUAAUAGGCCAUACAACCUGUGUGUAUUGGUAUCUUCAUGAGUAAUAGCUUUUGUUGAUACCACCCCAAAUUCUGAGCUUGCUUAAUCCUUUGCUUGCUUGAAACUUUGAAGCAGUUUUGCAGAGAUUCUGGAUGACUUUUGGGGGGGGGAGCUAAAUGGAAGGUUGAUUGGCAACUUAAUGUGCCAUAGUGAAACUGCACUGCUAGUGACUGCCUUGGUAGUUUAGGUAGAUUCCUGCCUCUCUCCCUACAGUAGAAGGGAACCCCUGUCUGAGAAUAAUACUGUUUUACCUUGCUGGCUUACAUCAGCAGACAGCUCCCUCUCAAGAUCAUAGUGACCAAACUUUUAGGUCCCCUUACCAUAUCCUCUAGCCAAAUUGCAUUACAUGCAUCCUAUUUUUUCUGAUUCUACAAAGCUAAAUUGUUCUGUUGCUUGGCAGUGUGUAAAUCAUGGGCAACAUGGCAAACAUAACAUAGAUAAUUACUCUUAAAUCAGACCAGAUGGUUACAAUAAUCAUCAGGUCUUUAAAAAAAAAAAAAAAAAAAAAGAGAAAACUCUUCACACACAUACAUGAUCCAGCACUAUUUUAUAAAAAAACCUCCCCCUGUCCUUUGCUUUGUUGUUCUACAAACCAAGGGGUGAGGAUGCCAGUGCAAGACUGGCACAGCAGGGUGGGAUGGUCCCAUCGCAUUCAGUGACGUGUGGCCCAGCCGUGUGUGGGAGGGCUGGCAUCGCCGACAGCGCGGUAGGCUUUGCGUUGCCUUGGCUUGCUUUGGCUCUCGUUGGGGCAUGCUCAGAAAUCACCGUUAAGAGUCAGCUCACCUGUGACACCAGAACUGGGCAAUGAUCCUCAAUGGUGAAGGCAUGGUGAAGACUCUGGGACUGUCUGUCCAGGAAGACAAAUAUGGCUUUCUCCAUGCAUGUGUGUAACUGUUUUUCAUAAGGAUUAGUUAGAUUCUUCAGACCAACUGUAAAUAUAUCAAGAGUUUCAUCAAGACAUGAAGGAGAGAGACUGCAAAAAUCCAUACUAUGUGCUAUUCCAAGUAGGGUUCAGUGCUGCUGUUUGACUGCCUCUAUGCUAGAAAAUUAAAUGUGUCAGGGAGUGGUGCUGGGUACUGGAAUGUGAUUAUUACAUAUGCCAGGGAUAUUUUAUUAGUCUAAUGAUAAACUUUGCCUGUGCUAUCUGCACUUCUGGUUUACAGGCACAGUUUGGGAGUUAGCAUGGACCAGGGACUAUUCCAAUAGCUGGUUGGAAGCGACCACCCUGCCAGUAAGGACAUUUCAUAGCACAUGUAUAGGCUGCUCCAUGGCAGCUGGUCACAGUGCUAGAGAAGGGUUCAGGAAUGCUUCUUUUACUGCUAUAGUUAAAACCUUUAUGUUAGAAUAUGUUGAUCGGAAUAUUCUGUAGUAACUAAAUAUAGGAAAUAGUGCAACAAAUGCUGCACAGGAGUGCCAAUGUCCAAUUACGCUCCCUGUUACACAAGCAGAGUCUGUGUGCAGUGAGAUAGAGUUACACAGCAAUUGUGAAGGCGGCAAGGCAUAGGACGAGUUUGAGCUCCAAGUCAAGGAUCUGAUUCUUUAGUGAAUGUACGUAAUGAUGUCUGUAACAGUUUCAUGUACAUAUCUGAGGAUAUGCGCAGUUUAAAAGUCUAAAGCUAGAUGCUACCUACAUUUAAGAUUCCUCGAAAACUGUGCAAGCCUACACAUGUGAAGCAGUCACUGUAAGUUAGUAGGCCUUUUAUUGAUGCAUUUUAUAGUGUCAUUUUUUUCUGAAUGUGCUGAAGGAUUUGUCUUUUUUGUGUAUUCAGUAAGAGACUCUGUGUGUGUGUGUGUGCGUGUGCGCACGUGUGUGUGCAAAUUUGGUACCCAAGGGAUUUUGGAGGGCUCCUAAAUGCUUUGAAAGAAAAUGCACAUUUUGUUUUGUUUAGUAGAUGGCUUUCAAAUGUGUUAGAAAAAUCAUGAAUGCCCUGAAAUGAGUGCAGGCUAAGAUCUGAAUGGAGCACAGGCAUCCUUGAAGUUACACUUAUGUGCUUACACCAUCAUUAUUCACUUGUAGCCCAGUAUGCAUUAGAGCUGCUCUUUAAAUACUGUAUGUGCAACUUCGUGUUCUCUGUGACAGAACACAUGGAUCAAACUCAUAAGCUGCAAGGCAAAUUGGUUAAAAUUAAUGUCUCCCUUCCUACAUCCCAGAAUAGUUCAUUACAUCAAUUGAAGUGUAAAUUUGGCCUAAAGGAAAAGAAAAAAAAGUAGUUUAUGGAGAGCAAGUCAUGGCAGAGGGUCAGAUUCUGAUGGUACUUACAUAGGGCAAGUACCACUACACUCUACAGAUUUUCCCAGUGAAGCUGCAGCAGACAGAAGGGUAUCAUAAGAUGUUUUGGAACAUAAGGAAUAAUCAGUCAGCUCACAGUAUUAAUUAUGAAUGCUUUCCUAGGCUCAGACCUUGCAAGGAAGUAAUUAAGAUUCAACCAGUCCUCCCAUGUUUGUGGUGACAACAGUGAAGGACACCCAAGAAAGAAAACCAGUGAUUCCCAGUAAAACAUUCAUUUACCUUCAGGCAGUUUCAGGAUCUGUGUUAUUAACUUAUUAAUGAGAUUUUAACUGAAGCAGCACCUUAAUGAAUAUAGUAACCUUCCCAUAGUUGUCUAUAAAGAUGAUUGUCCACAUAUCAGACAGCUGAAUGUAGCUAUUCAAUCAAUUAAACAAAGUCUAUGAGACAAAAAUGUCAACUUUUUUCAUAUGUAAUUCUGAAUUAUGCUCUCAUGUAUGCAAACAAUUGUGCCUGACAUUUGGUAAUUGUUAUUUCACAGAAUGCUAUUUUGUGUGUGUGUAUAUAUAUAUAUACUUUAUAUUUGCAGCUGACAAACCAGUACUGCCUGAAUACCUGGUGCUGGAUAUUAAAUAAAAAUAUAUAGUGUGUGAAAAAAAAAAUAAUUGAAAGAAAAUUAUUUAAGGCAGCUAAUUAUGCUUUUACCAAAAUAUUCAUAACGAUGUCUCUGGACAUCUAGUGAAAUAAUUAUUUUAUAAUGUUUAUACAUGGAUUUUUUUAAAAAAAUAAACUAACAUCAAAAAACCAAAAAAACCCCUAGAAACAUAGGCAAUGUAUACCAGCACAAGCCAAAUAGAAAUAGACCAGAUGAACUUGCUUUGCUUGAGAAUAUGGUUGUUACUGAGUUAUUAUGAAAGGCUUGGGAUGCAGAAGAGGAGGUAGGGUGAUGUGUAGCACUUAGUGGUGUCUGAGUUUCCAACAUGUGAAGGCUACUCUGGUUUCCAGUGGUUCGAGCCAUGUCUCGUUCUUGCAGAUUUUGUCUCAGGUAAAACUCCCAGUUGGGGCAGUGGGAUUUGUACUGGGGUAAAAUAAUUUAAUGAGAGUUUCUUGGUGUGUGUUGUGGUAAAUUUACUAUUAUGUUUCAGUGAUAUCUCUUGAUGAUUUUUCUCCUUUUUUACACUGAGGGGUUUAAUAAUUUAAAAAUAUAAUUAAAGAAAUAAUCUGAACUGAGCUCCCAAGGAUAUUGCAAGGACUGUCAGCAGGUCACUGGACUUUAAAUUGAAAAUAAAGAAAACAAAAGAAAACCCAAACCACCUCCUUUAUCCAAGUCAAGGUUUGUAUUGGAGCCUCCAGCCAUUCCAGUUCAUGCCGACUGAUUCCUUAAGAGUUGUGCCAAAUGUUUAAAAUGAAACAAACUAUCAGCAAAGUAAAAAUCCUGCCUCAGUAGGGCCUUAAUCUUAUCACAGGCUUUGGUAGGAACACAGCAAGCCUCUCUUGUGUAUAUCCUGCUUUAAAAUUAGAAUGCAACUUAACCUAAAGCUAAUGAGAUUUUGUAUAUAAGGUAUUCUCAUUUGAACUUAUAGGAAGUGCAUUUCUAACUUUGAAUAAAGAGAUGGCUAUUUUCAAUGCUGUCUACAACAGUAAUAUAGCUUUACAGAUAGAAAUUCAACAGAUGUAAAAUGGUCAUGUUAACAAGAGUAUGAUAAUACAAACCCAUAUUUGCUGUCACCUGCAACUAUAGCUUAACCUCAAAUUGAUCUGAGAAUUUUAAAUUACUAUUUCCCUAAUAUUAGUGUCCUACCCUUUCUAUUUGCAAUUCCUUUUCAUCUUUCAAAUGAAAGUUAUUUUCAAAGUGAUUGUUGCCCAUAAGGGUAUUCAGUUUUGCACUGUGUUAAAAAAAAAAAAAUCUAAAAAAAAAAUCUUUUGCAUUCAAAUGUGCCUAAAGAAACAAAUAAAAAAAAAAAUUAAAAAAAUGUAUAUGCUGCCAUCUUGCAAAUUCGUAUGCUUUGUACUCCUGUGUGCCUAUAAUUAGAAGUCUCUUUCUUCAGAAAGUACCCAUUGGAAAAUGAAGGGAUAGACUGCUGGUCAUGAGACUUGCAUUAACAACCCACUUUAUGUAUUACCUUGUAUAUACUAUAAAACUAAUGCUUUUGUGUGCACUAUGUAGUCUGCAAUGGAAAGUCCCUUUUUUGGUAUAGGCUCAGCUGCCAUGAUGUAUUUGUUGAAGUAUUCUGUUCUUUCACUGAUGCAUAUAAAAUUAUUGAUGUCUUUGUUUUGGUGAGGUUUUUUUUUUUGUUUUUUUUUUUUCUUUGUUUUGCACCAAAAAAAGUUCUAAAAAAUUCUAAAUGAAAAAUCCAGUGGGCUACUUGAUUGGUGCAAGAUUUUUAUCAGUGUAUUUGAUGUUGAAAAUAAAGAAUUACCAAACCA